Molecule: messenger RNA, 3111 nt
Organism: Rhinichthys klamathensis goyatoka
Lineage: Eukaryota; Metazoa; Chordata; Actinopteri; Cypriniformes; Leuciscidae
Product: macrophage mannose receptor 1
Exons: 12
Coding region: 1-3105 (1034 amino acids)
Source: RefSeq, a predicted model, not a curated record
AUGGCUGGAGGCCUCAGGCUGGAGAACUUCAGGCUGGCGAGCUUCACUGCAAAGCAGACAGGUGAGCAUAUGGGCACGUACUCUUCUUCACAGGCGACAGACAGAGGACUUACGGCUGGAGAGCUUCUCUGCAAAGCAGACAGACUCCAGCAGAGAGGAUCUGUGUGUUCAGUCAUGGACAGGAGUCUGUUUGUGCUGCUGCUGCUGUCAGGGCUCUUCUGGAGCAGUUCUGCUCUUUCUCGUCAGUACCACUAUAUAAAUGUGAGAAUGUCGUGGCCAGAGGCUCAGAGUUACUGCAGAGAGAAGUACACUGACCUGGCUACUGUAGACACCAUGGAUGAUGUGAACAGGCUGGUGAAUAUAGUGGAUGCUGGAUACAGUGGAUCAGUGUGGAUUGGACUGAAGAGAGGGACACAGAAACGUUGGGCUUGGUCUAAUGGAGAAAGCAAAUCUUCCCUGUACUUUAACUGGGGUUCAGGAGAGCCAAAUGAGAAUGCAGAUUGUGUAUCUUCUUAUUCCGGCUUAUGGUUUGAUAUGGAAUGUAACUAUCUCAAAUAUUUUGUUUGCUACAAGGAAAAUAAUGGAUACAUCUUAGUAAGGAGCGCUAAAAGUUGGAGUGAUGCUCAGAGAUACUGCAGACAGUAUUACACAGAUCUGCCCACUAUCCACAACCCUGAGGAAAAUAAACAGAUAACCAAGAUUCUUUUAUCUGGAUAUUACAUCUGGAUUGGUCUGUUCCAGCACUCUUGGGAAUGGUCUGACAAAUGGAGCCGCUUCUUUAGAAACUGGGCAGCAGGACAACCAUCCCAGAGUUCAGGAUCUGGUGACUGUGUCGGCAUGUCAAGAACCAAUUCUGGGAAAUGGGCUCAAUACAGCUGUGAUCUGGAGUAUCCUUUUAUCUGCCAUGGAUGGCGCAAGUACCAGUACCAGUUUAUAAAAGAAAGCAAGACAUGGCAAGAUGCUCAGAGUUACUGCAGAGCGAGAUUCACUGAUCUGGCCACUGCUGACAACAUGAGCGACGUGAGUUUGCUGGUAAAUACAGUGGAUGCUGGAUACAGUGGUUCAGUAUGGAUAGGUCUCCACAAUGGAGCAAAGUAUCGCUGGGUCUGGUCUUUGGGCCCACUGUCCCAGUACAGUAACUGGAAUCCAGGAGAACCAAAUGGUGAUGGGGAGUGUGUGAGGAGUUUUAAUGGAAGCUGGUACGAUGAGAGCUGCAGCACCGUUCUCCCAUUUGUGUGUUUCAAUGACAGCACUGGUUUCAUCAUCACUGAGACUGCUAUGACAUGGAGAGAUGCUCAGAGUUACUGCAGAAAACAACACACUGAUUUGGCGAGUAUCAGCAGCGCAGAGCAGCAGAAUCUGAUCAGUAAUCAUGCAUCACUCUGGAUUGGUCUGUUCCUGGACUCUUGGGAAUGGCCUGAUCGCAGGAAUCUCAGUUUCAGAAACUGGGCAGCAGGACAACCAUCCCAGAGUUCAGGAUCUGGUGACUGCGUCGGCGUGUCAACAACUGAUUCUGGGAAAUGGGCUCAAUACAGCUGUGAUCUAAAGCAUCCUUUUAUCUGCCAUGGAGGGCCCAAGUCUCCUUACCGCUCCUUCCACUAUAUGAAUGAAAGCAAGACAUGGCAAGAUGCUCAGAGUUACUGCAGAGCGAGAUUCACUGAUCUGGCCACUGCUGACAACAUGAGCGACGUGAGUUUGCUGGUAAAUACAGUGGAUGCUGGAUACAGUGGUUCAGUAUGGAUAGGUCUCCACAAUGGAGCAGAGUAUCACUGGAUCUGGUCUAUGGGCCCACUGUCCAAGUACAUUAACUGGAAUCAAGGAGAACCAAAUGGUGAUGGGGGGUGUGUGAGGAGUUUUAAGGGACGCUGGUACGAUGAGAGCUGCAGCUCCGUUCUCCCAUUUGUGUGUUUCAAUGACAGCACUGGUUUCAUCAUCACUGAGACUGCUAUGACAUGGAGAGAUGCUCAGAGUUACUGCAGAAAACAACACACUGAUUUGGCGAGUAUCAGCAGCGCAGAGCAGCAGAAUCUGAUCAGUAAUAAUGAAUCAUCGCUCUGGAUUGGUCUGUUCCUGGACACUUGGGAAUGGUCUGAUCGGUGGAAUAUCAGUUUUAGAAACUGGGCAGCAGGACAACCAUCCCAGAGUUCAGGAUCUGGUGACUGUGUCGGCAUGUCAACAACUGAUUCUGGGAAAUGGGCUCAAUACAGCUGUGAUCUAAAGCAUCCUUUUAUCUGCCAUGGAAGGCGCAAAUACCAGUACCAGUUUAUAAAUGAAAGCAUGACAUGGCAAGAUGCUCAGAGUUACUGCAGAGCGAGAUUCACUGAUCUGGCCACUGCUGACAACAUGAGCGACGUGAGUUUGCUGGUAAAUUCAGUGGAUGCUGGAUACAGUGGUUCAGUAUGGAUAGGUCUCCACAAUGGAGCAGAGUAUCACUGGAUCUGGUCUAUGGGCCCACUGUCCCAGUACAGUAACUGGAAUCCAGGAGAACCAAAUGGUGAUGGGGAGUGUGUGAGGAGUUUUAAUGGAAGCUGGUACGAUGAGAGCUGCAGCUCCGUUCUCCCAUUUGUGUGUUUCAAUGACAGCACUGGUUUCAUCAUCACUGAGACUGCUAUGACAUGGAGAGAUGCUCAGAGUUACUGCAGAAAACAACACACUGAUUUGGCGAGUAUCAGCAGCGCAGAGCAGCAGAAUCUGAUCAGUAAUAAUGAAUCAUCGCUCUGGAUUGGUCUGUUCCUGGACUCUUGGGAAUGGUCUGAUCGGUGGAAUGUCAGUUUUAGAAACUGGGCAGCAGGACAACCAUCCCAGAGUUCAGGAUCUGGUGACUGCGUCGGCGUGUCAACAACUGAUUCUGGGAAAUGGGCUCAAUACAGCUGUGAUCUAAAGCAUCCUUUUAUCUGCCAUGGAGAUGACACAUUAAUUAAAAAGCAGAUUGUCAGACUGAAAUUGUCUUGUAAUGGAGAAUGCACAUUGAAUGAUCCUUCACUACAGACUGCCAUUCUGAAUGAGAUCAGUGAAAAGCUAAAGAUCAUGGGACUGGAGAGUGACAGCAAAAUAAGCUGGAGAAAAGGGGAAGGUGAAGAGGUGUUUCAUCAAGAUCAACCGUAAAGCGAG